GGAACGAUUUGUUUUGGUCACGAAAGGAAAAGGGAAACGAAACGACGUUUGGUUUUUGUAAACUUUAGGGGUUUUCUCAGCAGCCAAACAAAGCUUAGAAGCAGAAGGAGACCCAAGUGGCGGCCAUGGAAAUCGACAAUCCCAACUCCAACAACAUUUCCGAACACAAAUUCUCAAUCAACGUGUUGCAGCUCUUGAAAUCUGCUCAGAUGCAACAUGGAUUGAGGCAUGGCGAUUACACUCGCUAUAGGAGGUAUUGUACGGCUCGUUUGAGGAGGUUGUACAAAUCACUCAAGUUCACUCAUGGCCGCGGUAAAUACACCCGAAAAGCCAUCACUGAAUCUACUGUCACUGAAGUUAGGUUUCUUCAUCUCGUGCUUUACACGGCAGAGAGAGCUUGGAGCCAUGCCAUGGAGAAAAGGCAGCUUCCGGAUGGUCCAAAUUCGCGCCAGCGUAUCUAUUUGAUUGGUAGGCUGAGGAAAGCAGUUAAAUGGGCUACACUGUUUGCUCAGUUGUGCGCAAUCAAGGGAGAUUCCAGAACGUCGUUAGAAGCUGAGGCUUAUGCCUCCUAUAUGAAAGGGAACUUGUUGUUUGAACAAGAUCAGAACUGGGACACAGCAUUAAUGAAUUUCAAAAGUGCCAGGGCUGUUUAUGAGGAACUUGGCAAAUAUGGGGACCUAGAGAAUCAAGUUUUGUGCCGAGAGCGUGUUGAGGAGCUAGAGCCUAGUAUUCGUUACUGCCUACACAAAAUUGGCGAAUCAAAUCUACAAGCCUCUGAGCUUCUGCAGAUUGGUGAGAUGGAAGGUCCUGCCCUGGACCUUUUCAAAGCUAAAUUGGAGGCUGUCAUGGCAGAGGCAAGGUCUCAACAAGCUGCAUCCAUGACAGAGUUUCAUUGGCUUGGUCAUAGGUUUCCAAUAUCUAAUGCGAAAACUCGGGUUGCCAUUUUGAAAGCUCAAGAAUUGGAGAAAGAUUUACACGGUCCAGCCGCAGAUUCACUGCCAGCAGAGAAAAGACUGGCCAUCUUUGACAAAAUUUUUACUGCAUAUCAUGAAGCCAGGAGCUGCAUUCGUAGUGACUUGGUCAGUGCAGGGAAUGCCGAAAAUGUGAAAGAUGACUUAAAUGGUCUUGACAAAGCCGUUAGUGCUGUUUUAGGACAAAGAACCAUUGAGCGCAACCAGUUGUUAGUUACAGUUGCAAAGAGUAAACUUACUAGGCGACGUGAUGACAAAAAUGAGAAAGUUACCAAGCCUGAAGAGCUAGUUCGCCUAUUUGAUCUUUUAUUACAGAAUACAUCUGAUCUUUCAGAUUUAGUCAGUUCUGGAAGAGAUAGAAAACCUGAAGAGUUGGCAUUUUCUGAAGAGUGUGCACUUAAAAGUUUGUCCUUUCGAGCAGAAAGGUGCUUCUACUUAGCAAAAUCUUACAGCUUGGCUGGAAAGAGGGCAGAAGCUUAUGCAUUAUACUGCCGUGCUCGGUCUCUUGCUGAGGACGCCCUACAGAAAUUCCGAACUUUGAAUGAGAAUGAUCAGAUAAUCAAAGAGUUGAAGAUGUUGUGUGACGAGUGCAGAUCUAACAGUUGUAUAGAGCAUGCAACAGGGAUCAUGGAGGAGGUGAAGGCUCCAGAGAAUCUCUCAAAAAGAGUCUCUAAUUUGUCAUUAACAGGAGCCAACAAGAAGUUGGAGAAAUUCCUUCUUGAGAAACUCGACAGCUACGAGUCUGCAGUCGGUGAUUCAAAUGUCAAGGGUGUUUCGCGCAUUGAAGUUUUCCCUCCUGCAUUUCAAGCAAUCCCUCGGAAUCCUAUUGUUCUAGACCUUGCCUAUAAUUUUAUUGAGUUCCCAUCUCUUGAAAGUAGGAUGAAGAAAGAGAAGAAGGGCUUCCUAAGGCUAUGGUGACGAAUUUUCUUGCAUGUCAAAUUUGAGGAAUUCUUGUAACUGUAUUUAGAGCCUUUGCAUGCGUUCAGAUUUUGUUCAUUUUUUAUUUUCUUUUCUUAAUUUUGGAACGUAGUGCAGUGAAAAUUUUUGGCUAAUAACUUUUUUAAAUUAACUGAGAAAAAAAGUGUCUGACUCUAUAGUUUGGUUGCUGCGAGAGAAAAAGAGAAUAAAGUUUGAAAUACUAUGAACCAUCAA
Quercus lobata is the source of this 2123-nucleotide messenger RNA. Its product is annotated as signal recognition particle-related / SRP-like protein. Gene Ontology annotation, molecular function: signal recognition particle binding; 7S RNA binding; endoplasmic reticulum signal sequence receptor activity. Gene Ontology annotation, cellular component: signal recognition particle, endoplasmic reticulum targeting. Lineage: Eukaryota; Viridiplantae; Streptophyta; Magnoliopsida; Fagales; Fagaceae. Gene Ontology annotation, biological process: SRP-dependent cotranslational protein targeting to membrane. The coding region runs from base 126 to 1889 and encodes 587 amino acids. The record is from RefSeq and is a predicted model, not a curated record. The transcript has 13 exons.